Molecule: messenger RNA, 531 nt
Organism: Kazachstania africana CBS 2517
Lineage: Eukaryota; Fungi; Ascomycota; Saccharomycetes; Saccharomycetales; Saccharomycetaceae
Product: CUE domain-containing protein
Exons: 1
Coding region: 1-531 (176 amino acids)
Molecular function (GO): ubiquitin binding
Source: RefSeq, a predicted model, not a curated record
AUGUCGAGUAAUCAUACCACUGUGAUAGAAAAAUUAAAGAGAAGUAAAUGGGAGGAAAUUAAUACAAAGUUUAAUGAGAAUGAAAGUUUAAUAAAUGAGUUGGCUCAAGCGUUUCCAGAAGUUAAGGAGGAUACAAUCAAAGCGAUUAUGGUAGCAUCUAAAUUUGAUAUAAGUGAAACAAUGAAUGCACUACUAUAUUUGGAAAGUAAAGAGAACUUUAUCAGGUCAAUAAUACCAGACCUGGACAAUAAAGUUUUGUUAUCGCCCGAGUUUAGUGCUACAGAUGGUGCAAACAGUUUUUUCAAGAUAGGAAAAAUAUUCGUUUCGCAGUUGUUUUCAGGUGCUAGUAAUUCUGGUGAUGUACCUGCUACAUCGGCAACAACAGCUGUUGUCAUCGAAGAGCCACUCGCUGCCACUGGUUUGCCAUUUUCGGAAUCGCCGGUCACGUGUGGCGAAAAGUUGACUACACUCCCCGAAGAACCCCUUGCAGAAGAAGAGGCCUUAGAAUUAAAAAAAAAAAAAAAAACUUAA